Messenger RNA from Klebsormidium nitens, 1882 nucleotides. The record is from the annotation of a GenBank genome assembly. NCBI's taxonomy places the organism in Eukaryota, Viridiplantae, Streptophyta, Klebsormidiophyceae, Klebsormidiales, Klebsormidiaceae.
CAGCUUCGACCAGCAUGCAUGAUUCAGAUUCUCUAGCUAGCUGACGAGUCGGCAGGGCGCCGCAAGAAGGGAAGUGCUAAACUGGGGCGGGGUCCUCCUUGGGCGUCUGAGUGCAACCAGCUCCUCUGACCUUCUAGCCUGUUAGUGGAGUUUCAAAAGAAUACCAGACAACGACCGUGGGAAGGAGGCAUAUGCAAGACAGGAUGCAGUCGAUGCAGUCCCCGCGUCUAGUUGCGGUGGGCCCCAUCGGGCCCGACAUGGCGAAUGCAGCUCUGUUGCAGGGGCACUAUCCGUUCAUGGGGUCCGCUCAGCAGAUGCAGCAGGUGCAGCAGAUCUUCCAGGGCCAGGGGAUGCCCUAUCCCCAUGGGAUGCAGAUGAACGGCAAAGGUCAUGGGGGGACUGGGACAAGGAGCGGCGUGUGUGCGUCCCGCCACAUGGCCGCAGAGCAGAGGAGAAGAGCGCGUAUCAAUGAACGGUUGGAGGCCCUACGAAGCCUGGUCCCCCACUCCGCCCGCGCCAACACCGCCGCCUUUUUGGAAGAGGUGUACGACUACAUCAGUGCACUGCACAAGCAGCUCGAGCGGCUCGGCGGGGGCCCUUUUGCGACUCCAGGGCCGUCCCCCCCCACUGCGAUGCUCGACCCUCCCGCUUCCAAGAUGGCGAAUACUGGCGGGGCAACUCAGCUGACGGGAAACAAGCGCGAGCGCAGCGUCAGCGAGGAGAGCGACAUGCAGGCCGGGCACCACGGCCUGGAGGAGAUGACCGGGAACAAGAGCCAGUUUGCGCCAUACCUGCAGGCAGCGCUCCUGCCGGGGUCGCUUCCGGGGUCGCCGCUCUUUGGGGCGUCCACCGCUCCCAUGGUCAUCCCAGAGAUGUCUCUGCGCUCGAUGAUGACAGAGGGCCUGCGGCCUGUCGCGCCGGUGGCCCCAAUGCAGCAGGUGAUGGCGCCUAUGCAGCAGCAAGCAAUGGGGCAGCGGCCGAUUGGGAACGGGUCGAUGCACAAUCUGCUGGAGAAUGGGCUACAGAGGAUGCCAUCACCAUUGGAGAAUGGGCUGCAGAGGAUGCCAUCGCCAGUGGCGGAGGAGCAGGGACUGGGCCCCCAGGCGGACGACGGGAAGUUGGCAGUCGCGCCAGGGCCUUCUGAAGAGAUUGCUCCGGAAGGAGAGCUUCUGGGGUCCCCCCAGCAAGAGCGUGAGCUGUCUGCGGAGGUGGAAGGUACAGAGGGAGCGGGGACGAGCCAAGAGGAGGCCGCGGCAGAGGGGGAGCUGGCAGCACCCAAGAAGCGCGCCAAGAAGUCGGGUCCCACCGUUGAGAUGUGCGGAAUGAAGGCCAGAAACGUGCAGGGAGUGCAUCGCCCCAUCCCCAUGAAGCCUCAGGCUUAGGUAUCGAAAGGAGCACAAGUUCCAGAUGGCACUAUCCUUUUGUUGAAAGGACCAGCAUGACAUAGAGCAGGGACCUCGAAUGAAGGUCUCUGGCUUUGGUUGUCCUCAGGCGAUUUUCGGUACGCAGCUAGAGGGCACCAACACAAUUUUGACCGUUUCUACAAUGUCACAUGGUUCAGGUGUGUGGAGCAUAGAGGCAAAGUCUGCUCAUGAGGAGUAACGAGCGAUAGGUCUGUAUCGAAUCUCUGUAAUCCUAGAUAAUGGAUUAGUCUUUGGAGCCUUGUGAUUUCUCUAUGUUGAAGGUUUGAAGGAGAAAAGGCUUCCUCGGCGUGUGUAUCAAAGCAAUGAGUUGAUUCUUCUCUGGACUUCAAAAGUAGGCCUAGAUAAAGCGAGUGAACAGAGACCCGGCCUCAAGCCGUUUGUUCUACGGACAACCAUACAAUUGUUAUGUUUUCUCAUGAUCACUGCUUUCAUGAUGCUGGAGACUAUUAGUAGCGGGA